Molecule: messenger RNA, 1929 nt
Organism: Budorcas taxicolor (takin)
Lineage: Eukaryota; Metazoa; Chordata; Mammalia; Artiodactyla; Bovidae
Gene: MUC1
Product: mucin 1, cell surface associated
Exons: 11
Coding region: 1-1929 (642 amino acids)
Cellular component (GO): apical plasma membrane
Source: RefSeq, a predicted model, not a curated record
AUGACACCGGACAUCCAGGCCCCUUUCCUCUCCCUGCUGCUGCUGUUCCAAGUGCUUACAGUUGCCAGUGUCACUACCCUGACAGCCUCUGUCCCCACAAGCCCCAGCAGUACUGUACAAGUUUCCAGUACACAAAGCAGCCCAACGUCCAGUCCCACUAAAGAAACUUCUUGGAGUACAACCACCACCUUACUCAGAACCAGCAGCCCUGCCCCAACCCCAACUACCUCUCCAGGCCGCGACGGCGCCUCGACUCCAACCAGCAGCCCUGCCCCGAGCCCGGCUGCCUCUCCAGGCCACAACGGCGCCUCGACCCCAACCAGCAGCCCCGCCCCGAGCCCGGCUGCCUCUCCAGGCCACGACAGCGCCUCGACCCCAACCAGCAGCCCUGCCCCGAGCCCGGCUGCCUCUCCAGGCCACGACAGCGCCUCAACCCCAACCAGCAGCCCUGCCCCGAGCCUGCCUGCCUCUCCAGGCCGCGACGGCGCCUCGACUCCAACCAGCAGCCCUGCCCCGAGCCCGGCUGCCUCUCCAGGCCGCGACGGCGCCUCAACUGCGACCGGCAGCCCUGCCCCGAGCCCGGCUGCCUCUCCAGGCCACGACGGCGCCUCGACCCCAACCGGCAGCCCUGCCCCAAGUCCGGCUGCCUCUCCAGGCCGCAACGGCACCUCGACCCCAACCAGCAGCCCUGCCCCGAGCCCGGCUGCCUCUCCAGGCUAUGACACUGUCCCAUCCCUGGCCAGCAGCCCUGCCCCGAGCCCGGCUGCCUCUCCAGGCCACGACAGCGCCUCGACCCCAACCAGCAGCCCUGCCCCGAGCCCGGCUGCCUCUCCAGGCCGCGACAGUGCCUCGACCCCAACCAGCAGCCCUGCCCCGAGCCCGGCUGCCUCUCCAGGCCACGACAGCGCCUCGACCCCAACUGGCAGCCCUGCCCCGAGCCCGGCUGCCUCUCCAGGCUAUGACACUGUCCCAUCCCUGGCCAGCAGCCCUGCCCCGAGCCCGGCUGCCUCUCCAGGUCAGCACGCCGCCUCAUCCCCAACCAGCAGUGACAUCUCGUCCGUGACCACCAGCUCUAUGUCGAGCUCCAUGGUCACUUCAGCACACAAGGGCACCUCAUCCAGGGCUACCACGACCCCAGUCAGCAAGGGCACUCCAUCCUCAGUCCCCAGCUCUGAAACUGCCCCCACUGCUGCCAGCCACAGUACCAGGACAGCUGCCGUGAGCACUAGCCCUAGUACAGCACUUUCCACCACCUCCCAUCCUAAGACUUCUCAGCAGUUGUCUGUUCAGGUCUCCCUGUUCUUCCUGUCUUUUCGCAUUACAAACCUCCAGUUUAACUCUUCCCUGGAAAAUCCCCAAACCAGCUACUAUCAGGAGCUGCAGAGAAGCAUUUCGGAUGUGAUUUUGCAGACUUAUAAACAGAGGGAUUUUCUGGGCCUCUCAGAGAUCAAGUUCAGGCCAGGAUCUGUGGUGGUAGACUUAACUCUGGCCUUCCAAGAGGGUACCACUGCCGAGUUGGUGAAGGCACAGUUCAGUCAGCUUGAAGCACACGCAGCCAAUUAUAGCCUGACCAUCAGUGGAGUUAGUGUGCGCGAUGCCCAGUUUCCUUCCUCUGCCCCGUCUGCAUCUGAGGUGCCUGGCUGGGGCAUUGCCCUGCUGGUGCUGGUCUGCGUUCUGGUUGCGCUGGCCAUCAUCUAUCUCAUUGCCCUGGUUGUGUGUCAGUGUGGACGAAAGAAAUGUGAGCAGCUGGACAUCUUUCCAACCCUAGAUGCCUACCAUCCUAUGAGCGAGUACUCCGCCUACCACACCCAUGGGCGCUUUGUGCCCCCUGGCAGUACCAAACGGAGCCCCUAUGAGGAGGUUUCUGCAGGCAACGGUGGCAGCAACCUCUCUUAUACAAACCUGGCAGCCACUUCCGCCAACUUGUAG